Molecule: messenger RNA, 836 nt
Organism: Sciurus carolinensis (gray squirrel)
Lineage: Eukaryota; Metazoa; Chordata; Mammalia; Rodentia; Sciuridae
Gene: Tmem190
Product: transmembrane protein 190
Exons: 6
Coding region: 315-836 (173 amino acids)
Biological process (GO): hematopoietic progenitor cell differentiation
Cellular component (GO): inner acrosomal membrane
Source: RefSeq, a predicted model, not a curated record
GAAGUUGUGAGGGGCAUCCCAUUCCCCAACUCAGGCUUCAAAUUCUCCCGGCCCCUGGCUCCCCCGUGCUGGGUGCCUGGAAGCCCUCCAGGUGGCAUGCUGGAAGACUCCCCAGUGACUGUCAUAUCCGUCACUGUCCUUGCUCAGCCCAUUCCCUCCAGUCUCCUACCAGCUGUGCAGCCAGCUGCCGAGUGUCCGCCAGGAGGGAGCGCGUCAGGAGCACCGCACUGUCCAGGUGGGGACACUGAGUCUCAGAUAGACAUGGGGGGCCUUGCUCUUGAGGCACCUAACAGCAGCUGAGCAGCUCCGGCCCUAUGUCUUCAAGGCUGGACCAGCCCCAUGCCUGGCUGAAGGUUCCAGAGAGAAGGCCAGAUGGGAAUGGAAUCCAGGGAUUCUUCUAUCCAUGGAGCUGUGAGGGAGAUGUGUGGGAUAGGGAGAGCUGUGGGGGUCAGGCAGCCAUCGAGAACCCCAACCUCUGUCUGCGCCUGCGAUGCUGCUACCGAGAUGGUGUCUGCUACCACCAGCGUCCUGAUGAGAGCAUGCGCAGGAAGCACAUGUGGGCACUGGGCUGGACCUGUGGUGGCCUGCUCUUCCUGAUCGCUGGCAUCUGCCUGUUCUGGUGGGCCAAGCGCCGGGACAUGCUGCACCUCCCACCGUUCCUGAAGGGCAAAUGCGGCGACCUGUCGAGGACAGUCUCGCUGCUGUCCAAGGACCGCGGGUCAACGGAGAAGAAGUCGUCCGCAGGCAGCAUGCAAACCCCGGCGGAAGGGGGGGAAACCGAAGGGGAAGGGGAGGCGACGGAAGGGGGCGAGGAAACAGAGGAGGGGGGAGACUAG